Xenopus tropicalis (tropical clawed frog) is the source of this 2359-nucleotide messenger RNA. RefSeq names its product otopetrin 2 (gene otop2). Gene Ontology annotation, cellular component: plasma membrane; membrane. The record is from RefSeq and is a predicted model, not a curated record. The transcript has 7 exons. Bases 50 to 1816 code for a protein of 588 amino acids. Lineage: Eukaryota; Metazoa; Chordata; Amphibia; Anura; Pipidae. Gene Ontology annotation, biological process: proton transmembrane transport. Gene Ontology annotation, molecular function: proton channel activity.
UUCAUGUAGAGAACGUUUUGGCAAAAUCCUUGGUGCUUGAGGAGGCAACAUGAAGAUCUUCAAGGAAGAAGAGGACUAUGGGAAGAAGAGGUUGAACAUGGGCGACCUCUCGCUUCCAGAGACCUCCACUUCGGUGAAAGUCCCUCCACCAGAUCCCACCUUUGAGAAGAUAAGCUUGGGAGAGCUGUCCGCAGUUUCGGCCAAGUCCCCGGAGGUAUGGAAGAAAGGAGGCCGCCUCCUCUCGGGGCUGCUGGGAAUAAACAUAGUGCUGCUGGGGUGCGCCCUGGUUAGCAGCGGGGCAUUUACUGAUGUUUCGGUGGCAGAACGCGAGGUGCUGUCCUUCCUCAGUGUGCUCAUGGGGCUCUCUAGUAUCUGGAUGGUCUCCUACCUGCUGUGGACGUCAAAGCACAAAUAUAACCUCAAAGAUUCACAUGCUGGGCCUAUCUGGCUGAGAGGAGGUCUGGUUCUCUUCGGAGUGUGCACGCUGGUUCUGGACGUUAUGAAGAUCGGUAAAUCGGUCACUCUGAUACACUGUGAAUCCCCAGUCAAAAUUGUCCACCCAGUUAUACAGGGUGUGUUUGUGGUAAUACAGACCUACUUCCUUUGGGUCAGCUGUAAGGACUGCGCGCAGAUACACAUGAACCUUACCAGGUGCGGCCUCAUGAUAACGCUCAGCACUAACCUGGCAGUCUGGAUGGCGGCUGUAACAGAUGAGUCUCUGCAUCUGACGCAUGAGCUGAACAUGGACGUGAACUAUACAGUCAGCGCCACCGUAGGGCCACGAGCGGCCGGCGGAGAAUCGCAUGGAUGUGAAUGUGCAACCCACGUGUGUAAAACGUUUCAAAAUGGCUACUAUUACCUUUACCCCUUUAAUAUCGAGUACAGCCUCUUUGCGUCGGCCAUGUCCUACGUAAUGUGGAAGAACGUGGGCCGAGUGAUGAGCGGACACCACCACACGCAGCACAAGUUCAAAACACGAAACCUGUUUGUGGGGUUGAUUUGCGGUAUCGGGGUGUUUGUCGCCGGUCUGGGCGUCUUUAUCGUUUAUAAGAUCGAGGUGGACGUAGAGGAGACCAGAUCACAAGCCAUUACCAUGUUUUACAUUUUCAAUAUCACAGCUCUAAGCCUCAUGUCCGUUGUUUCCCUCGCUGGAACCAUCAUUUAUCGGUUCUACAAGAGGGACAUGGACAACCACAAGAACCCCACCCGGACUCUGGACGUGGUCCUGCUCCUCGGGGCGGCCCUCGGGCAAUACUGUAUUUCCUUCUUCUCCAUAGUAGCUAUGGUGGCCUUGCAACCAGGGGGGCAGCUGCACACCCUGAUCUUGGUAAACGCUUUACUCCUGAUUGUGCAGCACACCAUACAAAACACCUUCAUUAUUGAGGGGUUGCACAGGCAGCCUCACGCUAAUAGCCAUCCUGCUGCAGACCUACAGGAAAAAGACCAACCCCCCCAUGUCUAUAUCAAUCCAGCAGCCACUGUAUCCCAUAGUGACCAUUCCCCUUCCAGUCAUGAAAAACAUGAACAUGAGUUGGAAACAAAGCAUCAUGGGACUCCCACCGGCUUCCCAGAAUGCCACUCUAAAUCUGAUUGGAGAAGGAAAGCCCUGAAGGAGAUCUCUCUGUUUCUGCUUGUUUCUAACAUUAUUUUUUGGAUUAUGCCAGCUUUUGGUGCCCGGCCCCAGUUUGACAACCGACUGGAGCUGAAUUUCUAUGGUUACACGUGGGUGGCGAUCGUCAACAUCGGCCUUCCCUUUGGGAUCUUCUACAGGAUGCACGCCAUCGCCAGCCUCGUGGAAGUCUAUAUCAUGACUUAACCAGCCCCGUGGAAUGCCACUGUGAGGAGCCUCAACAUUUGCCCCAUAGGACUUACUGAGCUUGUUGAACUAAGGACAUACCCCUUUAAUGUGUGCCAAUGGACAAAUCCCAACUAGGGGGGGAAAUGAAACUACAGCUCAAUACUUGGCAUUUACUGAAAGGGAUGCAGUCAUAUUAAUGACUCCCCUAUCCUAUUAUCUUGUACACAAGCUAUGAAGGUACACUGCUGCUUUCUAUUACAGUAGAUGUUCAGAUUUCAUAUAUUUAUGUAGUUUAAUGUUCAAUCAUUGUGUUUGUUCUGUCUCAGCCAAGCUCUUAUCUCUUCCACGUUCCUAGUUAAAUCAGAUCAAAGACUUCUCCAGGCAGCAGUGUACCAGAUACAAAUACACCUUCUUCUUCCUCAAUGUAUUCAUACAAUUCCUUGUAUAAAGAGGUGAUAUAUUGGGAAUUUAAUGAUCUGCCUUGCAAGGAUCAAACAUGGAGUAGCUGCAGUUUCCCUGUUCGCUCUGUUUAGCUCAAAAAAUAAAAGCAAUACUCUCCAU